CGUAAAUCAGUACAGUUCUCGCCAUUCUUGAUCUGCGGUUGCAGAGAGUAUUAUAUCACUGGCAGUUCUCUGAUCAAUCACAAGCGUCAGGGCAAAGGGAAAGGUAAAACAAGAUGAAAUUCUUGUGUUUUGCGGUUCUUUGUCUUGGAUCUUUAAUGGUAAAUGCUAGAGACACUUCCAAAUGCAAACUUGAUCUUGGUUUGUUAGUUGACACGACAAAAAGUAUCACGAACGCAAACCUUCCAAAACUGAAGGACUCGCUGGUGAGUUUAGUGAACCAGUUUAACGUUUCAACCGACGGAACCCACGUAUCGCUUGAAACGUUCGAAAAGAAAAGCACGCUUCACAACAAGUUCAACGACGACCUUUAUCACAGCAACAAAGCCAUCGAUGAUUUGAUAACCUACAAUAUUACCAAGCUGGACCAACCUACCCGCCUUGACAAAGCAUUGAAGAUGGCCAGGGAGUUCAUGUUCAGAGAUGAAAGUGGACAAAGGGCUGGAGUUCGGAGUGCCAUGGUUUUGUACACCGAUGGAAGAUCACACCGUGAUACGGAGGAUUUUAUCCUGGAUGUUGAAGCCAUCAAGGUUAGGCAAUGAGGGAGCAGAAUUCUACUUGCACGCUCAUGUGAAUGCUGCAAUCUGAUUGACUGAGCUACCGUCCACUAUCAGCCAUGUUCACCACUAAAUUUUCCUUUGUCAUCAAGGUUUAUGUAGUGCCCACGACUGGAGGUCGUCUGUAAAAGGGCGAGGUUCUUUCGUUUUGUCGAAGUUUUGAGGAACAUUCAGAAAUAUUACAAGAUAAAUGCAAUCUCUGAGAAGACUGAAAGAAGGACAUUUAGGGUUACGAGACUUUCAAAAUUCCAAAUUGUUAAAAAAAAAAAAAAAAGUGGUAAGAGCGCUUGCACAGCUGCAGGUUUCAAAUGGCAAUUCAGACGUACGAUUUUUCUAAGGCUACAUGGAGAAAUAACUGGAAGUCGUUAUUUGAAGGAAAUUAGUCCCAUAAAAAGGCGUACGAAAUUUUUAAG
This is a messenger RNA of Orbicella faveolata, 1027 nucleotides long. RefSeq names its product collagen alpha-4(VI) chain-like. NCBI's taxonomy places the organism in Eukaryota, Metazoa, Cnidaria, Anthozoa, Scleractinia, Merulinidae. The record is from RefSeq and is a predicted model, not a curated record.